AAGGAGCGAGUGAUAGAGCGCUUGACAUAGUUAGUGUUGCUAGCAUUCCUCAUUUCACACGCACCGACGACAAUUCAGUUGUGUUGAAAAUAAUCGCGGUUUAGGCGAAAUUAGUAUAAUUAUCAUUUGCUUAAGCACAUUCGGUCACUCACCGGAAUCUCUCUCUAUUAGAACGGCGACUGGGCACUUUCGAUUAGGAUUUUCCGUCAAGUAAACCCGGAAAAUUUCCCGAGAAAGUUACAAAAAACCCUUUUGCGUAGAAUAGAUACUCGAAUAAAUUAUAAAUGUGGAGGAGAUCAGCUUCUUUCAUUCUCGACAAUCAGCAGCGACGAAAAGACGUUGCUUCGUCAUCAAAGCCCGAAUCCAUUUCUCUUUCCCCUCCCCAAUUGUCUUCCAUGGCCGACGCCUUCCAAAACCCCAAUUCUUCAAACCCUAAGAACUCGGCCUACUACCAGACCAGGGCGGCCCACCACGGUGUCGUCACCAGCGACUGGCUGGCCCAGGCCCAGGCCGCCGUGGGCCGCCCCCCGGACGACCAGGCCUCGUCGGAGCCCGAGGUCCCCGCUGCCGCCGCUGCCGCCUCCGAGCCGGGAAGGCCGUUCUGCGUCAUCGACGAGUUCAACAACUGGCGGAAGCAGCCCGAUUUGGCCGAGGCCGUGGCGGCGAUUCGGGCCUUGGCCACCGUCAUCAGGUCCAGCGAAGCCACCACCAUGAUGGAGCUUGAAAUCGAGCUCAAGAAGGCCUCCGAUUCCCUCAAAUCAUGGGACACGACCUCUAUCUCUUUGACAGCAGGCUGUGAUCUUUUCACGAGAUAUGUGACUCGAACUUCAGCUCUAGAAUAUGAGGACUUUAAUUCAGCCAAGUCUCGAUUGAUUGAACGUGCAGAAAAGUUUGGGGAGAUAUCCUACAAGGCACGUAGAAUCAUUGCAAUGGUUAGUCAAGACUUUAUAUUUGACGGUUGUACCAUUUUGGUUCACGGUUUCUCAAGAGUGGUUUUAGAAGUUCUCAAGACUGCAGCACAGAGCAAGAAACUCUUUCGAGUUUUUUGCACAGAGGGUAGACCAGACAGAACAGGUUUACGGUUGUCAAAUGAGUUGGCCAAGCUUGAUGUUCCUGUAAAGCUUCUGAUUGACUCUGCAGUGGCGUAUACCAUGGAUGAGGUUGACAUGGUAUUUGUAGGGGCGGAUGGAGUGGUGGAAAGUGGAGGAAUAAUUAACAUGAUGGGAACAUACCAAAUUGCACUUGUGGCUCACAGCAUGAAUAAACCAGUUUAUGUGGCUGCCGAAAGCUACAAGUUUGCGCGUCUUUACCCCUUGGACCAGAAAGACAUGGCCCCAGCUUUACGCCCAAUUGAUUUCGGGGUACCCAUCCCAUCGAAGGUCGAGGUUGAAAGGUCUGCCCGGGAUUAUACCCCUCCCCAAUAUCUCACUCUACUCUUUACAGAUUUGGGUGUUCUUACUCCAUCAGUGGUCAGUGAUGAGCUCAUCCAGCUAUACUUGUAGACCUUCAUUGAUACACAAAUAUUUCGUGAAGAUUAUGCGUGGACGCUUCCCGUGAGAUGCUAUAAAUUUGAUUGGAAACACAUGAAUUUUGCAACCUGGAUCAAUUUUGGUGGAUGUUCUCAUGUAUUCUUGUUAGGGGUGGCAAUUCAUGUUACGUGUCGUGUUUUGAUCGUUUUUUUUUUUAAUUUGCAGUCAAUCUAAAUACGACAUGUGACACGAAAUUUUUUAAAAAUCACAAUACGAAUA
Molecule: messenger RNA, 1748 nt
Organism: Morus notabilis
Lineage: Eukaryota; Viridiplantae; Streptophyta; Magnoliopsida; Rosales; Moraceae
Product: translation initiation factor eIF-2B subunit alpha
Exons: 5
Coding region: 285-1502 (405 amino acids)
Biological process (GO): translational initiation
Cellular component (GO): eukaryotic translation initiation factor 2B complex
Molecular function (GO): guanyl-nucleotide exchange factor activity; translation initiation factor activity
Source: RefSeq, a predicted model, not a curated record